AUGGCUCCGUCUAGAGCUCGCGCAGAAGAACCCUCCGACCAAGACUCAGGAAACGAAGACUUUCCGUCACCUGCACCUAAGCGUCGACGUGUCUCACCGCCUCGUGAAGAUGAAGCCAACAUUUCGGAGGAGAAUCAACUGCCUGCAUUCCCUCAGUCCGCAACUACUCUAUCUCGAGUCAGACGCACAGUUGACGAUGCCCGAAGACCUUCCAAUUCGACAGCGGGACCCACUGAAUCUAUUCCGGCAGCCUCUACGAGUACUUUCGCCUCAUUGAGCGUCUCACCAUGGCUGGUACACUCUCUAGCCGCGAUGGCAAUCAAGAACCCAACAGACAUUCAACGGGCAUGCAUACCACAAAUAUUGGCAGGAAGAGACUGCAUCGGUGGCUCACGGACGGGUACGGGGAAAACGGUGGCAUUUGCGGUGCCCAUUCUCCAGAAAUGGGCUGAAGACCCCUUUGGAACCUACGCCGUCGUGCUCACCCCGACACGCGAGUUGGCACUGCAGAUAUUUGAGCAGUUCCAAGCGCUGGGAACACCGCAGAACCUCAAGACCGUGCUGAUCACAGGGGGGGUGGACAUGCGCCCUCAGGCGUUAGCGCUGGCGGCCCGUCCACAUAUCGUGGUUGCGACGCCUGGACGACUCGCAGACCACAUCCUGACUUCGGGGAAGGAGACGACAGUCGGUUUGUCGCGUGCCAAAGUCGUUGUCUUCGACGAGGCAGAUCGAUUACUUGCCCCAGGCUCCGGGUCAAUGCUUCCCGACAUCAACACCUGCUUGUCCGCCGUUCCACCAUCACCGUCGAGACUCACCCUUCUAUUCACCGCAACCGUGACGCCGGAAGUGCGCGCUCUCAAGGACGCUCCCCGGCCGAAAGAUCGCCUCCCCAUUUUCGUAUCAGAAAUCGCCGACCCCGAUGAUCCUUCCUCCUUCUCACCAUCCACAUCCACAUCCCUCACCACAAACACCACCAAAAGCCUUCUUCCCCCAACUCUCUCCCAAACUUACCUCCAAGUCCCGAUGACACACAAAGACGCCUUCCUGCACGUCCUCCUCUCGGUUCCAUCAUUCACACAACCACCAGCGGGCUCCUCCUCCCCCGCGCCACCAAGCAUCAUAAUCUUCACGAACCGCACCAGCACAGCAGACCUGCUACACCGCACACUCCUCCUGCUCUCCCACCCCGUGACAUCUCUCCACUCAGCCCUCCCCCAGACGCAACGGGCACGGAACCUGUCGGACUUCCGCUCCCAGAAAUCCCGCAUCCUGAUCGCGACAGACGUGGCGUCGCGCGGCCUGGACAUUCCAGAUGUGCGCGUCGUCGUCAACUACGACGUUCCGCGUAACCCGACGGACUAUGUGCACCGGGUGGGGCGAACGGCGCGAGCGGGGCGGGAGGGCACGAGUGUGACGUUUGUGGGCCAGCGGGAUGUCAGUCUCGUGCUGGCGAUCGAGGAGUAUGUUGGUGGUGGGGGGAUGGUGGAGUGGGGUGAGGAGGGCGUGAAUGUUGAGACGCGCGUGGUGAGGGGGAGGACAUUGAAGGACGUCGCUGAGGCGAGGAUGGAAGCGUUGAGGGAUGUCGAGGGCGGGAAGGACGUUACUGGUUGGAGGCGGAGGAUUAAGAAGGAUACGUCGAGGGGUGGGAGUAAGUGA
Exophiala bonariae is the source of this 1656-nucleotide messenger RNA. It is a transcript of the gene DBP8, whose product is annotated as putative RNA helicase. The transcript has a single exon. The record is from RefSeq and is a predicted model, not a curated record. The coding region runs from base 1 to 1656 and encodes 551 amino acids. Lineage: Eukaryota; Fungi; Ascomycota; Eurotiomycetes; Chaetothyriales; Herpotrichiellaceae. Gene Ontology annotation, molecular function: RNA helicase activity; nucleic acid binding; ATP binding.